AUUUCACUCAUACCGCAACUCCGACGCUUGUUUUAAAUUAUUAAAAAGAGACUUCCUUUUGUUUCCCUUCUUUGCCCAUAUUCUUCUUUUCCUAACAUGGCUGAUGAGAAGAAGAAAAAGACUCCUUGUGAAGAAUGUCGAGACCAGAAACGAAAGUGUAAUGGAGAAAUCCCUUGUGAAAGGUGUAUGAAAUUCAACUUGAGUUGCGUUUACACUUCCACUCGAUCGCCCUUUGACGAAGAAUACCUGGAUAUUGCCAGACAAGCAGCACUGGUAGAACAAAUUCAGACCAUGCGUAAUCAGAUGGAAGAUAUGGAAAAAUGGAUGUCGCAAUCUGAGAGGAGUCACAGCAUGGAUUCGGCCUAUUCACCUAACCACAGUUUACCUUCAUUAAUGGAAGAUGAUCAUAUGGGCAGCAUAUCCAGUCUUGAUGAAAUUCACUCUGUCGAAUGCCUUCCUUCUAUUCAUGAAGGAAAACCUUACUUUGACUGUCCCUUACAACGGAAACAACUGAUCGGCUCCUUGGGUGCCGAGGUAAAUGCCUUUUUGACAACAGAUAUCACCACAGAGCAACAAGAAGAAGCAAACAGCUCCAAAAUCACACCCUGGACCUUAACCUUCGAGAAAGGAGACAUUAUUGUUCACACGCAUGUAAAGACGCAUUCGGAUCUGCUGGAUAAUUUGUACCACAUGAUGGGCACAGUCGAAUUAUUAAAUUAUAUACCACCAAACGUACCCAGCCAUUUUCGACAGAACAGUCUGAUGGGUGUCCUGAACGUAUUGAUACGAAAGAAAUACGGAAAAAUGCAAUGUCGAAAUGUCGCUCGAUCCGUUCAAAUAUAUAUCACGCCAGAUUUAUCCAGCGUGAAAACAAUCGUGGUUGCACAAGCUCCAGAUUCAAUCCAAGUGACAACAACCAAGCUCUUGCGAGCUUACUUACAAUGCAAGCAUCUUCAGCAGUUAGCGAUACAUGCACCUACAUUCAUACGAUUGUUCAUCGACCGAAAUGACGGGAUAGAGAACUCACCGGCGGCCAUGGCACUUUGCGCAGCUAUUUGUACCUUUCGAUGUAAACACGUGGCAGAUUGUCUUCCUUCAAUUUCAUUGGUCGAGUAUGGUAAAUUCUACUUUGACCGCGCGCGGGACCUCUUAUCAGAUCUUUUUGAUCAGUUUGAUCUAGAGACAUUUACAUGUUACACAUUCAUGGUCGUGUACAAGCUUACACUUUCCCACCGUAAAGAAGCACUUGCGUACGCUGAUAUGGCUGAGCGCAUCAGUCUGAUCCUCGAACCCUCUUAUGAUCACAUCAUACAAUCCGAUGCAUCCUUACAAAAAAAGGGCGAAGCUGUCCAUUUUAAACGACUAUUAAAUCAUUUACAUCGUGUCCUGACCUACCAACAAGUGUCACGUACAGAUCCAGGAGAGCAUAUGAAGGUAGCCAACCAAGAUUUGCCAUUCUGCACACUGAUGAAGAUGGGUGAAGGAACUUGGGUCACCGCACAAGAUGAUUCGGUACAAGAAAAAUGGUUUUCGAGGUAUCAUGGCUACGUGCUACAGUUUCAUCGUUCAUGUCAUUUAGCAAGCAAAUCUGCGCGAUCAUGUGAUCUUCAUCAAUUGGUCAACAUGAUUGGACAUCAGGUCGAGAUGGCCAUGCGACAUUGGUACGCCCAAGUACUUCCUGCUGAAUUCAAACUUUCGUUACCGCUUUUCAAUUCAACCAUGGAUCCUCAAGAGUUCUAUUCUACGCUGGACCGUGAAUGCUCCCAUAGUGUCAUCCCCAUCUUGACCACACUGACAUUAUACGAAGAAUGGAUCAUCUUUAGUCAAACCUACUUACCUAAAGCCGUGCCCUCGCCCGAAAAUGACUGGGGACGACUCAACGAUGUUUGGAAGGGAGGUUCAGAUGUGUCAGACAAGAAGAACAAGAAAUGGAGGAAACGGAUCGAUAAAUUGAUGGAAUUACGACAAGCGAUUGAAUUUGAGGGUACCGAUCAGGAGUAUUUGGCAGCCGUCAAUCAUAUACUGGGUUCAGCCGAAGCACAAGUCAACUGCAAGUUGCUCAUCUCGGGUUUAGAUGCAGCAUUCAUUACCCUGGAUCUGAUAAAAUACCUAAGGUCACGGACUCAGGAUUGUUACUUUGAUAUCAAGGUGCUGAUCAACGCAUGGCAACUAUUACUCACCGUCUCCAAAUUACACACUACUUUCCCUAAAGAGAUUCAAGCGUUCGUGCCGCGUAUACAUAAGGCAUUGACAGACUGUAUGCAAAUCGUAAAAGACGAACUUAAGUUACAACCUUAUCAAGGCAAAGUGGGUGACUAUGUCCAUGUCAUGGAGAACGAUCUCAAGUCGCAAGUCGUUGAAGAUGACGAUGAUUGUGAUUGUACAAGUUGUCCCAACGCUUAAAAUCACCCCCCCCCCCCUCACAUAAACCCUGCAUUACAUUGACAUGUUAUUAUACCACCUUUAUUCUUUUCUUUUCUUUUUAGAUAUGUUAUUCACCCCCCCCCACUUUGCUUUUAUAACUAUUAAAACUUUAUUAUCUGUAUAACAUAAUAAAAUCAUGUUGUCUAAACCCUGAUGCAACAAA
Mucor mucedo is the source of this 2587-nucleotide messenger RNA. RefSeq lists its product as uncharacterized. Gene Ontology annotation, molecular function: RNA polymerase II cis-regulatory region sequence-specific DNA binding; DNA-binding transcription factor activity, RNA polymerase II-specific; zinc ion binding. The record is from RefSeq and is a predicted model, not a curated record. NCBI's taxonomy places the organism in Eukaryota, Fungi, Mucoromycota, Mucoromycetes, Mucorales, Mucoraceae. The coding region runs from base 97 to 2403 and encodes 768 amino acids. The transcript is spliced from 3 exons. Gene Ontology annotation, cellular component: nucleus. Gene Ontology annotation, biological process: positive regulation of transcription from RNA polymerase II promoter by galactose.